GCCCAACUGUCUCGCACAUGCAUCCCUGGCAGCUCUUUGUCACUUCUGCCUGUGUGUUCUUAUAGGUAGCAAGAGGCCAUUCCCAUCCCAUGAUGGCCAACAGCACUAUAGACAAUGCCACAUUGUCAAUGUUUCAGAAUGAGACGGCAAGCAUCACCAUCUGUAUCAUCUACACCAUCAUCACCACAGUCAACCUGGCAGGAAACGGCAUCUCCAUGUGGCUCCUCAUCUUCCGUACCUCUCCCAAAACUCCCUCCAUCAUCUUCAUGAUCAAUCUGACCCUCACUGACUUGAUCCUUGGAGCUGCUUUGCCCUUCCAGAUCAACUACCUGGUCCAAGGAUACAACUGGAAUAUGGGUCCCAGUAUGUGCAGGUUCCUGACCAUUGUUUUCUUCUCCAAUAUGUACUGCUCCAUCCUGACCAUGACAGCUAUCAGUGUCGACCGCUACCUGGGCAUUAUCAGGCCCCUGAGGUUCAGACAGAUGAGGGAGAGUAAGUUCAUGGCUGUGAUUGUCUGCCUCUUGAUGUGGGGUUUGGUCCUGCUUGUUCUGCACCCACUGAUGACCACAGACCUGACCUUCUACGUUCCUGAGCUGCAAAUCACCACCUGCUUUGAUAUGCUGAGGAGAGACAUGCUGCCGUCCAUAACGGCCUGGGCAGCCUUCCUCUUCGCCAUGUUUGUUAUCCUCUUCCUCUUCCCUUUCUGCAUCACUACGUUCUGCUACAUCAGUGUCAUCCGUAGGCUGACCAGAGACUCAAAGACGGCCCAGAAGGGCAGAGCUGUGCGUCUGGCCUUCACCGUCCUCCUGGUGUUCACCCUCUGCUUUGCCCCCAACAACAUCCUCCUCAUAACUCACACAGUGCAGAGGCUCUUCUAUGGGAGGUCUCUUUACCUGGCAUACAAACUGUCGCUCUCCUUCAGCUGCGUGAACAGCUGCCUCGAUCCCUUCAUCUACUACUUUGCCUCCAAAGAGUUUCGAGAAAAGCUGAGACAAAUGUUUAAGCUGAGGAGCCUGAGUAGUGUGGAUGCCCCCAGCUUCUACUCAGCACAUUACACCUGCAACGGUCAGGAGGGGGAGCACAGCAAGGUGUGUCUGUCCCAGUCUCAGUAAACAGACAAGAGAGAGCGAGUGUGUGUGUGUGUGUGUGUGUGUGUGUGUGAGAGAGAGAGAGAGAGCGAGAGAGAGAGAGGCAGGAUGAGCAGCAGUAGCUUUCUCGUGCUCAUCGUGAUGCAAUAUGCAGUA
Messenger RNA from Myripristis murdjan (pinecone soldierfish), 1244 nucleotides. It is a transcript of the gene p2ry8, whose product is annotated as P2Y receptor family member 8. NCBI's taxonomy places the organism in Eukaryota, Metazoa, Chordata, Actinopteri, Holocentriformes, Holocentridae. Gene Ontology annotation, molecular function: G protein-coupled receptor activity. The coding region runs from base 90 to 1112 and encodes 340 amino acids. The record is from RefSeq and is a predicted model, not a curated record. Gene Ontology annotation, biological process: phospholipase C-activating G protein-coupled receptor signaling pathway; positive regulation of Rho protein signal transduction. Gene Ontology annotation, cellular component: plasma membrane. The transcript is spliced from 3 exons.